This is a messenger RNA of Coregonus clupeaformis (lake whitefish), 4162 nucleotides long. Its product is annotated as long-chain-fatty-acid--CoA ligase 3-like. Lineage: Eukaryota; Metazoa; Chordata; Actinopteri; Salmoniformes; Salmonidae. Gene Ontology annotation, cellular component: lipid droplet; plasma membrane; endoplasmic reticulum. The record is from RefSeq and is a predicted model, not a curated record. Gene Ontology annotation, biological process: neuron differentiation; long-chain fatty-acyl-CoA metabolic process; long-chain fatty acid metabolic process. Gene Ontology annotation, molecular function: long-chain fatty acid-CoA ligase activity. Bases 466 to 2613 code for a protein of 715 amino acids. The transcript has 16 exons.
GGCUGAUAACAAGGGCUAUAGAUGCCCUCAUAUUUCCACUAAAAUCACUUAGUUUUAUGUAUACUUUGGCACCAUAGCUUUGAUGUUUGGGCGUGACAUGAUGACAAAAGCCAGCAAAUGAUUUUGGUGUAUUGACGAAAUUAUUCCAAGAGCCGCGAGAAUAGCGGGCGAGAAAGAGCACAGCUGUAAUGCCGGGCUGAUGAUGAUGAUGAUGAUGAUGGUGAUGCUAACGUCGAUAGCAUUUGAUAGGCGCUGUCUUGCGUCCCUCCCGCUGUCUGACAGCGUUAAAGUGAGCUGACUCCUCUACCAAGCUGCGUUUGUUAGUCAGUCCAUCAAGCGGAUCCACCAAAGGGACCACCAGUGCAUGACAAGGAACACAACCAGUCUCCCAAAGAAGUGUCUGGUUGUGUCCCUCACCCUUCCUGCCCCGCCCACCUCAACUGACUCCACCCCCUGACCUCCAAGAUGAAACUAAAAGAGGACAUGAACCCGCUGCUUCUGCAAGUCUUCCGCUCGGUGGUCUGGGUCUACUCUGUCAUUACCUUCCUGCCAUGGUACCUCUUCUCGGGCGCCGGCACCAACCUAGACCGGGCACGGCGGGUCAAGGCGCGGUCGGUGAGCGGGCGCCCGGCGGGCCCUUACCGGGCGAUCAACCAGGCGGACGGUAGCCAUCAGAAGCUGGUGUGGUCCUUGCACCCGGGGGUGGACACCCUGGACAAGGUGAUGGUGCACGGGGCGACCAGGUUCCCAGAGCGGGACUGCCUGGGCACCAGAGAGGUGCUGAGCGAGGAGGACGAGCUCCAACCUAACGGGAAGGUCUUCAAGAAGGUUAUCCUAGGGGAGUAUCAGUGGAUGUCGUACGAGGAGACCUACCAGUCAGCAGUGUGUUUUGGCAGUGGUCUGGCCGCACUGGGCCAGAGGCCUCAGUGUAACAUCGCCAUCUUCUGUGAGACCAGGGCGGAGUGGAUGAUCGCAGCACAGGCCUGCUUCAUAUACAACUUCCCAUUGGUGACGUUGUACUCUACUCUGGGCGGAGCGGCCAUCGCCCACGGUCUCAACGAAACAGAAAUCACCCACAUCAUCACCAGCAAAGACCUGCUACACAGCCGUCUCAAGGCCAUCCUGUUAGAGGUGCCUCGGCUGCAGCACAUCAUCGUGGUGGACAGUAAGCCAACCAGCUGGCCUGGCUUCCCCCGCGGCAUCAUGGUCCACAACUUGGACGCCGUGCAGGAGCUGGGCUCCAGACCCGACAACAUGGCGGUGGCACGCCGGCAGCCCCUGCCCUCUGACAUCGCUGUCAUCAUGUACACCAGCGGCUCCACCGGCAUCCCCAAGGGCGUCAUGAUCUCCCAUAGCAACAUCAUCGCGGGCAUCACGGGCAUGGCAGAGCGCAUCCCAGACCUGGAUGAGACAGACACCUACAUUGGGUACCUACCGCUGGCUCAUGUUCUGGAGCUGAGUGCAGAGUUGGUGUGUAUCUCUCACGGCUGCUGCAUCGGAUACUCCUCCCCACAGACGCUAGCAGACCAGUCGACAAAGAUUAAGAAGGGCAGUAAAGGAGACACAAGUGUUCUGAAGCCUACACUCAUGGCUGCUGUACCGGAAAUCAUGGAUCGUAUCUAUAAGAAUGUGAUGACCAAGGUGGAGGAGAUGAGCAGUGUACAGAGAACCCUGUUUGUGUUGGCCUACAACUAUAAGAUGGAACAGAUCACCAAGGGCUACAGCACCCCGCUCUGUGACAGUCUGGUGUUUAAGAAGGUGCGCUCAUUGUUGGGGGGUCACAUGAGGGUGCUGCUGUCGGGCGGAGCGCCCCUUUCUGCCGCCACCCAGCGCUUCAUGAACAUCUGCCUCUGCUGUCCCGUGGGCCAGGGCUACGGCCUCACCGAGACCUGCGGAGCUGGCACCAUCAGCGAGAUGUGGGACUACAGCACAGGCCGGGUCGGAGCUCCUCUGGUCUGCUCUGAGAUCACCCUCAAGGACUGGGAAGAGGGCGGUUACUACAGCACGGACAAGCCCAACCCGAGAGGUGAGAUUGUGAUCGGCGGGCCCAACGUGACCAUGGGUUACUACAAGAACGAGGUGAAGAACCGUGAGGACUUCUUCAUGGACAGCAACGGCCAGCGCUGGUUCUGUACGGGAGACAUCGGAGAGCUCCACCCUGACGGCUGCCUCAAGAUCAUCGACCGUAAGAAGGACCUGGUUAAGCUCCAGGCUGGGGAGUAUGUGUCUCUGGGGAAGGUGGAGGCCAUGCUGAAGAACUGCCCUUUCGUAGACAACAUCUGUGCUUACGCAAACAGUGACCAGUCAUAUGUGAUUGGCUUUGUGGUGCCCAAUCAAAAGCAGCUGACAGUGUUGGCAGAGCAGAGAGGGUUACGGGGCAGCUGGGAGGAGAUCUGUAACAACCCUGACAUGGAGAGAGACGUCCUCCGCAUCAUCACAGAGGCCGCCCUGUCAGCCAAACUUGAGGGCUUUGAGAUCCCUAAGAAGAUCUGUCUGAGUGCAGAGCCCUGGACCCCAGAGACUGGCCUGGUCACGGACGCAUUCAAACUCAAACGCAAGGAGCUUAAAUCACAUUACCAAGAUGACAUCGAAAGGAUGUACGGUGGCAAGUAACACACACACUCAAAGACACACACAGGUACAGACAUAUGCAAGGAAUAAACACUACCAAGAUGACAUGGAGACUGGAGAGGAUGUACAGUGGCAAGUUACACACACACAGAGAGAAGGAACUACCCAUUGUACUUCCUCCUCCUUUCGAUAUCCCUUCCGGCUAGUUACGAUCAAAUGGAAAAGAACUCUGUCAGUCAAUCCAGACCCCCAAAAAAGACGGAGAGGCCAAGCCAGUUGGAGCAACAUCCGUUGCUUCUCCAAAGGUUUUUCUGGGUCUGUGUGUUGCGAUGACGAUGGUGGCAUCAUGACGAUGAAGGAUGUUGACAUGACCCGGCGGAGACACAGGAAAUGACAAGUUUGUACAAAAGACUGCUUCGGCACUAUGUCCAUGUCCCACUUCUCCGCUCCUCCAACCCCCCCAACGGAUGAAAACUGACUGAAACGGGGAACGACUACCUGAACUUUUCCAAUAAGAAACGCUUGUUUUCCACUGCAAAAUGUUUUGCUACAGUGAACACUAAUGAAUAUGACCCUGAAAAGGGAGGGCCUUCGGUUUAAACGUUCCACAUCCAGGUUUGAAUCUAUACAGGGAUCUCUUUUCUUGUAUAUGUUUUUUUGGGGUGUGGUGAUAUUUGUUGUUUUGUUCAUUUUUCAUUAUGGUUCUUUAACGUAUACGGUUUGUCUUCGUUCGCUUCCGAAGCCCAUUCGAUUAACAUCUUGUGUCUGAGAGAAAUCAGUGUUGCGAAGCCAUGAGUUGUUUUUUUUUACAGCAAAUUGCGUUCUUAAUUUACUUUUCUUUAUAUUUUUCUGAAAAGUUUGUUUCUCAUUUAUAUCGGUUACCGAACCGAUAUUUUGUUACUCUUUUCCUCUUUUUGUGUGUGGGAAUUUCCUCAGUUUUUCUCCUUCAUCUGCCUCUGUCCCAAAGGUUGGUUCUAUUCUAUUCUAUGGAAGAGUAUGUGUUUACUGACUUGACUCGAAGUCCUGUCACUCUUUUACUGUGCGUUAGUGAUGUAAUCUCCUUCCUGCUCUGUUCCUCUGUGUGUGGCUAUGUGCUGAUGUGAUGUGCCUGGGUUGACUGGUGGAACCGGUUUGUCAUAAAUAAUCAGUGUUGGUGAAACUACUCUGAAAAUAUAGUUUACAAAGUUACCAAUUACUUCACACUGGAAGAAGUUAAGCUACACUAAAGCUAUCCUUAAGAAAACGAUAUUCUACUUAACUGAAGUAGUUAAGACAUCCAACCUACUUAUUAAAAAGUUAGCAUAUCUAAAUCUGAAAUGUCAGCGACUACAUAUUGCAAGACAGAUCACUCUUGAGUCGGAUGUUAACAGAAAACUAUGUUUCAAGUGAUAAUUAGGCAGAUUUGAUGCUGAAAAAGAAAGGAAAUUCUUGCCUACUUCCGCCAUAUUUUAUUUUGACAAAAAAAGUAGUAUGUAACCUAGUUCCAGUAGUUAGCUACAUGGCAAAAAAAGUCAUUGGUGGUGAGGUGAUGUGUCCAGGGUGGCUACACGGAAGUAGGAUGAAGUUGCCCCAUAAAGCGGAUCUAAGUUUU